AUGGGGAACGUACUCGCAGACUGCUUUGGAGCACGCAGUAGGGAAGCUUCACAUCCGCUGCACUCCAGAAACGAAGAUGAAAGCGCACAGCGCUGGUUGCAAACUGGUGUGGCAUCGGUUCAAAGCAUCCACUGGGACCGCGCUGUGCCUCAGCUGUUGAAGCACGGCGAGCGGGUUCGAGUGCUCUACGCUCGCUAUGGCGGGGUGAAAACGUUUCCAUCUUCGCUUCUGGAACACUUGCGGAGCCUGGAGCGACUGGAUCUGUCCGAAAACGAGCUAGUCACGGUACCAGCUGCACUGCUAUACGCCCUGCCGCGUCUUUGGUCGCUUAACCUGGCGCGAAAUGCUAUUGGUGACCUGCACACAACCGAACACCGCGCCAACUUGAGUGUACAAGCGCAGCACGAGCCAGACCCGGUGUCCGGUGUCAAGCCGACGUCGCCACUGCAGUGGCUAUCGUUAAGCGAUAAUCGUCUGCCGUGCGUCCCUGAUGCAUGCAGGAACAUCGUUUUUCCCUGCUUGCGGUAUCUCAACCUCGCGGGAAAUCACAUCAGCUCUCUCCCGAAAUGGCUGAGCAAAUCCUUUCCAGCGCUUGAAGUGUUGAUCCUAUCCCGAAAUGAAUUGCAAACCUUAAAUAUCGAGUCGUUGCGGGGUUUGCAAAACUUGCGGCAGCUGUGUUUGGACCAUAAUCGUUUAGAAUCGCUGCCCGUCGAUCUCUUUAUCGAACUCGGUGCUUUACAACGAUUGGAACUGGAGGGUAAUCGAGGGCACCUGGCUGAAGCGCCAACCGCAGCGCUCUCAGAAAUGGUGGGGUUCACGGACUUUGACCAGCGUCGCCGCCAGGUUCAGAACAAACGAUUAUCGGCCACAGCUAGUUGA
Messenger RNA from Cyanidioschyzon merolae strain 10D, 879 nucleotides. RefSeq names its product similar to leucine-rich repeat-containing G protein-coupled receptor. Gene Ontology annotation, cellular component: extracellular matrix. Lineage: Eukaryota; Rhodophyta; Bangiophyceae; Cyanidiales; Cyanidiaceae. The coding region runs from base 1 to 879 and encodes 292 amino acids. The transcript has a single exon. The record is from RefSeq and is a predicted model, not a curated record. Gene Ontology annotation, molecular function: protein binding.